This is a messenger RNA of Malassezia sympodialis ATCC 42132, 765 nucleotides long. RefSeq lists its product as uncharacterized. The record is from RefSeq and is a predicted model, not a curated record. Gene Ontology annotation, molecular function: protein kinase activity; ATP binding. Gene Ontology annotation, biological process: protein phosphorylation. Lineage: Eukaryota; Fungi; Basidiomycota; Malasseziomycetes; Malasseziales; Malasseziaceae.
AUGGAUACCUAUAUGGACGAAAUCAGGCGUGUACUGGAUCAAAUGAAUGUUAAUGAAAGUGAAAAUAUACUCGAUAAAUUUGAAAAUGAGCAAAAAGGAAACUUGGGCUCGUCAACCGAGCGAUUUAGCUCGAACUCUUAUGACAACCUCUCUUCGAUCGCCAUGCAGCGAGGUGCAUCUCAAGACUCAGACAUCUCAAGCACUUCUUCGCAUAUAUCAAUGAAGGAUUUACGGGAUAAUCUAGAAGUGAUAUGUUCCUUGGGUGAGGGCGCCAGUGGCGAGGUGGCCAAGGCGUGCAUCAAGACCACUGGACAAAUAAUUGCACGCAAGACUAUUACUACCUCUCCUGAUCCUACGAUCCACCGUCAGCUACUACGUGAAUUGAAUAUUAACAAAAAUUGUCACAGUCCUUAUAUUGUGCAGUACUUUGGCGCUUUCUUUGAACCUGAAAGUGCAAGUAUUACCAUUUGCAUGGAAUAUUGCAAGGCUGGGAGCAUGGACUCUAUUUAUCGCCGAGUCAAGGGGCGCGGUGGUCGUGUAGGUGAAAAGGUGCUUGCAAAGCUGGCUGAGUCGAUUUUGAAGGGACUUGAGUAUCUGCACCAACAGCGCAUCAUUCAUCGAGAUGUGAAGCCCAGUAACAUCCUGGUGACGCAAGAGGGCCAAAUGAAGCUGUGUGACUUUGGUGUCUCGGGCGAAUUAAUCAACAGCGUGGCAGGCACUUUUACUGGUACUUGUACUUAUAUGGCUGUACGUACUAGAUUCUGA